UCAGCCAUGGCUGGUUGGUUUAAGCUAUCUCUAUUGCUGAUAAUUCUAACCCUUGGGCUAGAUGCUAAGAAAGAGCAACGUAAACUUAAACUUGUGAUCGAUACGUUUUAUGUGAAGCAUCAUGCUCCUGACCUCUUUGAGGAGCUCAAAUGUGUAGUGACACAAGCUAAUCGCAGUUACCUCAGUUGUAAUAUGAUUCUACGGCGUAGCAUCGACCAGGCUGAAAUGAUAACUAAUUUCGACAUCAUAAAGGCAAACAAUCAGACGAUGAAGCUUUACAACAAUCGCAUGGACUUUUGUCAGUAUUUUACUGCCUUGCAUAAGGUGCGCUUAUACCGGGAAGUUGCGAAAUCUUUUGUAACUAGAUUAGGCGAAAUGAUCAAGUGCCCACUGAAAACGGUGAGUAGUCGAUAUCUGUUAGCUAAUAUAUAUAUUACUGAAAUUAAAAAAAAGAUGUGA
Drosophila arizonae is the source of this 459-nucleotide messenger RNA. RefSeq lists its product as uncharacterized. NCBI's taxonomy places the organism in Eukaryota, Metazoa, Arthropoda, Insecta, Diptera, Drosophilidae. The record is from RefSeq and is a predicted model, not a curated record.